GGCACAGCGUGUAAACCACGGAUACUGAAGUGUCAACAACAUCCGUCUUCCCGUGACAAUCUCCUAGCUGAACACAUCACCAGCCAUGUCAGGGGGCAGUGCUUUGAACUUAUCGCUGCUCAGCAGGGGAAUCGGCGAAGUGUCUAGAAAUGGCCAUGAAAAAGUCGAGGUUGUAUUUGAACCAGAGGACUAUUUUAACUGGGCCAACAACCCAGAGCGAAUGUUACGCCUCCCAGCUAUACCCCAGCAACAGCGACAGGCUUUCAGUAAAACGCUGGAAAAACACUUUGACUAUGCUAAAGCCGAAAACCUAGCCUAUGUACAUGUACCCAAAACUUUUACAACGAGAAAGGGUGCCUUGUUGCUAUUCUCAGAAGAUCUGGCGACAAAAACAACUCCACGAAAUAUGCAGGACAGAAAACAGCAUCUUGUGACACACAGUAUGGAUGACUUUGAUCUACGGACAGUUGAUGACUUGGCCAAAUCAAUUUUAUCGUAUGGAAAGGAUGAGAAUGCUGAUGGUAUGUACCUGGGAUUUGUCCACCCUCGCAGGUGGUAUCGAGAGACUCGCAGAAUUCGGCCAGGGUUUUCGGCCAAACGUUACCUGUCAACGUGGACACAGUCGUGGGAUGACGCCCUGCUCCAUAAACUUCUCGAUAAAGGUUACAUGACAGAGGGAUCAAUACAGCAGGUCAGCUUUAUACCAAACAAACGCGUGCGCCUCUAUGACGACCUCUCCAAUUGCCCCCGCCCCCUACCGGCUACUGCGAACCAUGCUGCUCUCCCCUGGCUCACUGUCUGGCUACACGUUCUACCGCAUUCGACCACAGUCAGAGCAAUCUGUGAGUAGUGAAAAAGAAGACCAGUCAGGUGCAAGAAGGGAAGAGGGUCAAUCAAAACCAAUUGUUCACAUGCCACAAACUGAGUCACUUGGGAAAAUUAAAGUCGUCCAAUCAAAACACGGGGUUUUGAGUGAA
Liolophura sinensis is the source of this 977-nucleotide messenger RNA. RefSeq lists its product as uncharacterized. The record is from RefSeq and is a predicted model, not a curated record. Lineage: Eukaryota; Metazoa; Mollusca; Polyplacophora; Chitonida; Chitonidae. The coding region runs from base 86 to 850 and encodes 254 amino acids. The transcript has 6 exons.